Panonychus citri (citrus red mite) is the source of this 1176-nucleotide messenger RNA. It is a transcript of the gene eIF3h, whose product is annotated as eukaryotic translation initiation factor 3 subunit H-like. The coding region runs from base 120 to 1109 and encodes 329 amino acids. Gene Ontology annotation, molecular function: protein binding; translation initiation factor activity; metallopeptidase activity. NCBI's taxonomy places the organism in Eukaryota, Metazoa, Arthropoda, Arachnida, Trombidiformes, Tetranychidae. Gene Ontology annotation, cellular component: cytoplasm; eukaryotic translation initiation factor 3 complex; cytosol. The transcript has a single exon. The record is from RefSeq and is a predicted model, not a curated record.
UUGGAGAAAAUUUUUUUUUCUAUUUUCCAAAUAACCAAACACACGCCGCAUCUAAUUAGUGUUUAAUUGUUUGUUUCUAUUUUAAUUAAUUGAUUGUUUGUGUAUUUUAUUUCGUCAUUAUGGCUGGUGUUUCUCGUAGUAUUCCUAUUGGUAAGGUUAAGGUUACCGAUGGUCCCAUUGAUUAUGUUCAAAUCGAUGGACUUGUUGUACUUAAGAUAAUCAAACAUUGUCAAGAGGAAGGAGGCGCUUCCGCUGAGAUCCAGGGUGUUUUACUUGGUCUAAUUAUGGAUAGACGAUUAGAAGUGACCAAUUGUUUCCCUUUCCCACGACACAUGGAAGAAGAUGAUAUCGAUGAAACUGAUUAUCAGUAUGUUAUGAUGAGACAUUUGAGAAAUGUCAAUGUUGAUCAUCUUCAUGUUGGUUGGUACCAAAGUAAUCCUUAUGGUAGCAGCCUUUCAAAGAUUGAAACUGUCGAUGCUCAGUUUAUGUAUCAAGCAGCAAUCGAUGAAUCUAUUGUUCUAUUUUAUGAUCCUGUUCGCACACAAAAAGGUUUUCUUUCAUUGAAAGCUUAUCGACUAACCAAUUUAGCCAUUAAGCUCUGUAAAGAAGGAGUCUUCUCACCGGAUACUCUUAAGGAGAACAAUAUGUCUUUCGACAAAUUCUUUGAAGAGAUUCCUAUCAAGAUUCGUAAUUCUUAUCUUGUUAGAGGUCUUCUUUGUGAGAUUGAAGAGAAAAUGGCUGAAGAUGAAGGAAAACAAUUCUUGGAUAUGGGAAGAGUAUCAAUGUUGGAAAAGACUCUUCAUCCAUUAAUGAAGUGUAUUGAUGAUGUCGCCAAAUGGACUAAUUAUCAACGAAACUUUGCUUUGAAACAACAACAAAUUGUUAAAGAAAAUUCGGCUCGUCAAGCAAGAGGAGAUCCUCCAAUGUCCGAAGAGGAAGUUAACAAGUUGAUUAAGCCUGUUCUUCCGCUGCAAAGGUUGGAAGCUCUUCUCAAUUAUUGUCAAACUUUGAAUUAUUGUCAAUUGAGCUCAACUAUUGCGAGUCAAAAUAUCGCUAAACUUUUCAUGGCAAAAGGUUUGAGUGAACCAAGUAAACCGGAAAAAAAUUAAUUUAAUCUUAUGAUUUUUGCUUAUUGUGAUGGAUUAUCUGAAUAAACCAAUUUUCACACCAAAAAAA